This is a messenger RNA of Eutrema salsugineum, 312 nucleotides long. Its product is annotated as sm-like protein LSM1A. The record is from RefSeq and is a predicted model, not a curated record. Gene Ontology annotation, molecular function: RNA cap binding. Gene Ontology annotation, cellular component: Lsm1-7-Pat1 complex; P-body. NCBI's taxonomy places the organism in Eukaryota, Viridiplantae, Streptophyta, Magnoliopsida, Brassicales, Brassicaceae. The transcript has 5 exons. Bases 1 to 312 code for a protein of 103 amino acids. Gene Ontology annotation, biological process: deadenylation-dependent decapping of nuclear-transcribed mRNA.
AUGUAUCUCUUACAUUUCAUCGUGGGUGAUCUCUACUGUGAUAUUCCCUUGGGUCUAUACAUAAUCCGUGAAAAGAAUGUUGUCAUGAUUGGUGAAUUGGACGUUGAAAAGGAAGAGCUUCCUGCUCAAAUGGUUCAAGUUUCAGAAACAGAGAUCAAAAGGGCUCAGAAUGCAGAGAAGGAAGAAAUGCUUUUAACGGGUACGAAGCAGAAAAGAAUGGAGUUUCUUGAUCUCGAUUAUGAGGAGUUUUUGGAGUCUUUUCAUGAAGUUUCAGGUGACUUAGAGACCUUAUCAGAGGAUUGGAGUGUUUAG